Molecule: messenger RNA, 1609 nt
Organism: Emericellopsis atlantica
Lineage: Eukaryota; Fungi; Ascomycota; Sordariomycetes; Hypocreales; Bionectriaceae
Exons: 2
Coding region: 501-1517 (338 amino acids)
Source: RefSeq, a predicted model, not a curated record
GAGCGCCGCCGCGCACCUUAACUUGAGUUAAGCUCAGGCCAAAUUGACUGAGGUAGUAGCUUCAGCCUACCACAACAGGAAUCAUACAAUCCGUUCAAUGGCACCAUAAGAUUGCGCUAGACUGUCAACAAUCAUCAUCAAUCUUCGCUCACUUGGCGCUGGGCUCACAGGCGCACAGCAAGGCGCAAUCGGCCUCGUAUCCAGCAGCUGUGCGCAGCCAAGACAGGGGCCCCCGUCUCGUCCCGCCAGAAAACACCACCUUGAGCUUACGCAUCUCACGCCCGCGCCGAACCCUCAGAUACCUAUCACCUACGACAGAUAGCCACACGAACACAAUCUGCCCAUCCUGCACUUACGUACUGGCCCUCUCAGAGCGCAGGGACAUACCGCGGAUCCCGACUCGCACGGGACCGCCAAGCCCGCCGACGAUGCAGCGUAACUCCUCUGAUAUCGCCUGACGCCCCCAUUGCGACACCACGGACACACACACGACACGAGGGAUGAGCAGCGACGUACGCUAUGGCGUAGCCGACUCGGUAGGCUCGCUGCUCGCCGCGAUUGCCCAUUCCAUAUCGGAAGCGCUCCGCAUCAUGAGCUUCUCCGAUAAACAGCUGUGGGGCAUGGACGAGCAUGAACACCAGCGGGCCCUCGAAGAGGUCCUCGACGAAGCCAGAAAAGACUUUCAGGAGAUGGGGCCGCUCGUCAAUGGCGACAUUUACUACGAAAACGACAGGACCCAUGAUUCACUACAGGAGCUGUGUUUACUACGCGAUCGAUUCCAAGCCCAUGCUUUAAGUCUACGAGAAUGGAGCCGGUCGGGAGGACCAAUCGACCCUGUCUGGACACGAGACACCCAUCGAUUACAACGUGACCUGCACCGAGCGCAAUGCCGUGCCGCGAGUCGAAUAUUCACAUCGGGGCAAGAAGGGUCGGCACGGUGUCUAGGCGCAUUUCUCGUCUACCGCAAGCAGAGAGUGUGGUCGAAUAGACAGGCUGCAGGCGUCGAGGAGGGGGAGUACCAGAAGCGCUACCUUGAAGAGCUACGGACAUGCAACAGGAUAGGCACUUUCCAGAGGUUCGGAGAGGCGGACAUUGCGUUUGUGUGCGAUUACUGCGACGGCCACUUGCUGUGGGACGACCUCGAUAAGAUGCCCUCGGUGCGCACCGCGCAGGAGACUGUCCUGUGGCCGACGACGCCGAUAUCACCCUCCACCGGAGACCCGCAGUGGCAGGCCACGGGGUUCUCCCAUUCGAAGCAUGAGGAGAAGCAAGUCGUCUUUGCGCCGGUCGCUAUUGCGAACCACACGAGCCCGCACCCAGGGGAUUGGCGCGCCCGGCUUUUGUGCCCCUUUUGCGAGGACGAGGCAGCCGUGCCCCGAGACAAAGAUGAUGAAGAGGACAGGUGGCGUCCCGAGGCGACCUUUGAUGACAUUGCUGCUUUUGAGGAGCAUCUCCUGUGGCAGCACACCACGCAAAAGUCGUCGAUAGCUUCGACGGGCAACUGUGCAGUCAUGUAGCCGAUGAGCAUGAUUUUGAUUGAUUGUACGGCGUUCGGAGUACAGGCCAGGGGGGCAAAUCUCACAACAGCGAUGGAGAUCCGUCAUUCUCC